GCCGUGGGCAGCAAACCCUAGGGGGCCCUUGGCGGAGCGAGAAGGGGUGUGGCGGCGUCGAUCACCGGUGAGUCCUGUGCCACAUCCUGACUGCUGUCUCGCAAAGAUCGCUGGUUAGAUCGCCCGGAGAGUCUAGGGUUUUGUCGCUCUCUCCCUGUUAGAUCUUCCUCAUCGCGCCACUAGCGUGAGCGGCGGCGUCACUGCACUGCCUGAUAGCGGUUUUGUGAAGCGAUUCACCUGACGCAGCGUUCUUAUCUCCAUGGGGAAGAAGAAGAAAAAGGUUUUUAAGGUGUGGUGCUACUACUGCGAGAGGGAGUUCGAUGAUGAGAAAAUCCUCAUCCAGCACCAGAAGGCCAAGCAUUUCAAAUGCCAUGUCUGUCACAAGAAGCUCUCCACUGCCGGAGGAAUGGUUGUCCAUGUUUUGCAGGUCCACAAGGAGUCCAUCACCAAGGUUCCAAAUGCAAAACCGGAAAGGGAGUCCACAGAGAUCGAGAUUUAUGGCAUGGAUGGAAUUCCUCCGGAGCUACUAGCUAAUCACGGAGAGGACGGUUUUGAUGACGACGAGAGGUCUGGGAAGUAUCCCAAGAUCGAUUAUGGUGCUAAUGCCUAUGGUAUGGUCUCGCAGCAACCAGUGUAUCCUCCGGUCCCCUCCUAUGGAGCUCAGCCGCCAAUGAUGCCUCCUCCUGCGACUUCACAGGGAUGGUACUCCAUGCCUAUGCAGCCUCAGCCUCCUGGUCCACCUCCUGUGGGGAGACCUCCACAGCCGCUGUUUCCAAUCCAGUCACAGACCCAGCUUCCCUCGCAACCUUUGUUUCCGAUCAAGCCAGUCACUCACAUCCCGCCCGCUUAUCCUGUUCCACAACCAGUGUCAGCCCCCUCGGACGUCGUUGCACCGCCAGUUUCUUUGCCACCGAUUACUCCAAGGCCUCCAGGAGCGCCGGCUGCGAAUGAAGUUUAUCUUGUCUGGGACGACGAGGCAUUGUCCAUGGAGGAACGGAGGCUUUGCUUGCCACAAUACCAGGUUGUUGACGAGACUCUCCAGAUGAAUUCUGUGGAUGCAGCCAUCGACAGGAGGAUCUUAGAAGGGAGACUGGCCGGAAGGAUGGCUUUCAAGGUAUAAAACGCGAGAAAGAAGCUCUUAGUCUAAAAUAACCUUUGAUUUAUUAAAUGGAAGAGUAAAACUAUUUGGUUCGUUUAGAACCGUCA
This is a messenger RNA of Selaginella moellendorffii, 1206 nucleotides long. Its product is annotated as protein SUPPRESSOR OF FRI 4. The transcript is spliced from 6 exons. NCBI's taxonomy places the organism in Eukaryota, Viridiplantae, Streptophyta, Lycopodiopsida, Selaginellales, Selaginellaceae. Gene Ontology annotation, cellular component: nucleus. Bases 260 to 1120 code for a protein of 286 amino acids. Gene Ontology annotation, molecular function: DNA binding. The record is from RefSeq and is a predicted model, not a curated record.